Messenger RNA from Pipistrellus nathusii (Nathusius's pipistrelle), 570 nucleotides. The record is from the annotation of a GenBank genome assembly. NCBI's taxonomy places the organism in Eukaryota, Metazoa, Chordata, Mammalia, Chiroptera, Vespertilionidae.
AUGACCGAGUACAAACUGGUGGUGGUCGGAGCAGGCGGAGUGGGGAAAAGCGCGCUGACCAUCCAGCUCAUCCAGAACCACUUUGUGGACGAAUAUGAUCCCACCAUCGAGGAUUCUUACCGAAAGCAGGUGGUGAUAGACGGUGAGACCUGCCUGUUGGACAUCCUGGACACGGCUGGACAAGAGGAGUACAGCGCCAUGAGGGACCAGUACAUGAGGACCGGGGAGGGCUUCCUCUGUGUGUUCGCCAUCAACAACAGCAAGUCGUUUGCAGACAUUAACCUCUACAGGGAACAGAUUAAGCGAGUGAAGGACUCCGAUGAUGUUCCGAUGGUGCUCGUGGGAAACAAGUGUGACUUACCAACAAGGACAGUGGACACAAAACAGGCCCAUGAACUGGCCAAGAGUUACGGGAUUCCAUUCAUCGAAACCUCAGCCAAGACCAGACAGGGUGUUGAAGAUGCCUUUUACACACUGGUGAGAGAGAUCCGUCAGUACCGGAUGAAAAAACUCAACAGCAGCGAUGACGGGACCCAAGGCUGCAUGGGGCUGCCCUGUGCGGUGAUGUAA